CAAUAAACAGCGAAGUGGUGAGUGCAGUCCCAUAAGUAUUUUCGUGAUCGACAAUUGAUCGGGUCGGAAAUAGUAGUUCCCGGCGACUUCGGUUGGAGAUGGCCGGAUGGCGCGAGGACAAGGUGGAAGCGAGGCUUCACGCUGGCGGCAGGGUCGGACGAGAAAAAAACCUGGCAUCGGAUCCUUUGUUCGGAAUGGAAGAGCGUCUACCCUCUGCCGUCAUAGCAACGAUUCUCUCGAAGCUUGAUCUCCGGUCCCUCUGCGCUGCCUCAGCCUCAUGUAGAUAUCUCCGCUCCUGCGCCAUCCACGCUCUUUCCUUCACUCCAUCCUUUCAUCUCCUCGAGAUAGCGCCAACGCUGGAUCUGUUGAGGACGUUACUGCUUCCUAACCCGUAUCUGCGUAGCCUGAAGCUGGACUGCAGCCGGCUCGAUGACUCUUCAAUCGGGCAUUUGGCGCGUGCUUCGUCGCUUCAGGAGCUGUGCCUCCAUAACUGUGAGAAUUUAAGCGGGAGGCUUCUCGUUGAGUUGGGGCGCAAGUGUCCGGAUCUUAGAUCUGUCUAUCUGAGCUCCCUUGCUGAGCAUAGAAAGCUCUCAGUGCUUUAUUCUGAGUUAAAAGAAUUGCUCACUGGCUGCUUACAUUUAGAGUCUUUGAGCUUGUUGUUUGAUGUUGCGGAAUUUGAACACCCUGAAUUUGCUCAAGUCUGGGCAACUGCUUCAGAUAAGCUCACGUCCCUAGAGUUUGGUUAUAUCCCUAUGUCAAUGCUGACUGCUUUGCUUGUCUUAGCUGUGGAAACUCGGCAGCCUUCUUGUGUUUUGAGGCCACCAGUAUUCCCAAACCUGCAGAAACUAUGCCUGUCAGUUGAUUAUAUUACGGACGUCUUAAUGAGCUCUCUUUCAAUAGGGCUUCCAUCCUUAACACACCUAGAUCUUCAAGAUGCACCGAUAGCAGAACCAGUACAAUCUUCUGACCUCACCAAUCUGGGCCUUCAACAUAUUAAUCAGCAUGGUAUGCUCAAGCAUAUUUCGCUCAUCCGAAGCCAGGAGUUUUUGUUUACCUACUUUCGCCGGGUGAAUGAUUUAGGUAUCCUCUUGAUGUCAGAUUCUUGUGCUUCAUUAGAAAGUAUCAGCCUUGGUGGAUUUUGCCGUGUUACUGACACCGGUUUUAGGGCUAUCAUACACUCUUGCUCUAACCUUCGCAAGCUUAGAAUUUCUCAUGGAAGCCAAUUGACUGACCUUGUGUUCCAUGACAUAUCUGCCACUUCCUUAUCCUUAACACAUGUUAGCUUGAGGUGGUGUAAUCUCUUAACCAACAUUGGAAUCAAGAGACUCUCUUUUAAUACAGAUCUGACUGUCAUAGACCUGAGAGAUUGUCGUAAUCUUGGCGAUGAAGCCCUUGAAUCUUUAACUCAUCUUCACAAAUUGCACACAUUGCUUCUUGAUGGUACUGACAUUAGUGACAAAGCUCUCUCAUUUUUGGGCCGUGGAAGGUUCCCCUUAUCUUCUUUGUCACUCAGAGGUUGCAAAAAGCUAACGGAUGCUUGUAUUCCAUUACUCUUUCGUGGUUCCGUUGGACAUGGAAUUCAAAUGUUUGAUCUUUCAAGGAUCCCCAAUCUCUCUGACAAUGCAAUUUUAUCCUUAGCCAAAACCAGAAUUCCUAUUGUUGAGCUCCGAAUCCGAGAAUGUCCGCGAAUCGGCGACACUUCAGUUAUGGCUUUGGCGUCAAUGCAAGUUGAGGGUGGGUCGUUUGGGAGCAGCUUGCAUUUGCUAGACAUAUUUGACUGUGAUCGUAUAACUCCCCUUGCAUUUAGAUGGUUUAAGAAGCCUUACUUCCCAAGACUGAGAUGGCUAGGAGUGACUGGUUGCUUGAACAGGGACAUGGUGGAUGCUCUGGUCAGAAGCAGGCCUUUUGUGCAUGUUGCAUGCCGGGGAGAGGAGCUCGGAAAUGGUUUCUGGGAUUCUUCUUUUGGCUGGUACCAUCAUGAAGAAGAUGAGCUUGAUGAACUUGAACAGUGGCUUCUAGAAGGUGAAGAUGCUAGUGAUGAUGAGGGUGACAUCAUGGUGUAAUGGCAUUGAAUCUGAGAUGGUAUUGUAUAUAGUUUAAUUUAAUGUUUAUGUAUGUACUCUAGCUAUGUAUGAUUGUUUGUGCAUGUAAAAUAAAUAAAUAAUAGCUUAGAGCUUUUGAUAUUUAUUUGAGUUGUUGAUACAUAUAUGACUCAAGAGCUCAUCUUUAUACUUUCAGUGUCAUGCACUUCUAUA
Messenger RNA from Dendrobium catenatum, 2255 nucleotides. RefSeq names its product F-box/LRR-repeat protein 10. Gene Ontology annotation, cellular component: SCF ubiquitin ligase complex. Bases 99 to 2063 code for a protein of 654 amino acids. Gene Ontology annotation, molecular function: protein binding. Lineage: Eukaryota; Viridiplantae; Streptophyta; Magnoliopsida; Asparagales; Orchidaceae. Gene Ontology annotation, biological process: SCF-dependent proteasomal ubiquitin-dependent protein catabolic process. The transcript is spliced from 5 exons. The record is from RefSeq and is a predicted model, not a curated record.